This is a messenger RNA of Aegilops tauschii subsp. strangulata, 1670 nucleotides long. RefSeq names its product phosphatidylinositol/phosphatidylcholine transfer protein SFH9. The record is from RefSeq and is a predicted model, not a curated record. NCBI's taxonomy places the organism in Eukaryota, Viridiplantae, Streptophyta, Magnoliopsida, Poales, Poaceae.
CCUUCUUCUUAAGCAGCGCCUUCCUCCUCCUCCCCUCCCCCUCACCCCCCACACGUACACACAUACGCACCGUGCGGGAGCAGAGCACAACAGCGUCACCUCGGACCAGCGAGGGCAGGCGGUAGGGGGAGCUCAAAAGGCAAACAAGACACUCUGCUUUCUCCCCGUUUGAGGUUUGACCUCUCCCCAGCUCCAGAGCCCCGCAAGUCUCCCCCUCCUCCCCUCGCGACGACCGUCGCCGGCAAUGGCGGCCGCCUCGGAGGAGGCCAUCAAGCAGUUCUCCGUGCUCAUGGAGCAGUUGGAGGAGCCCCUCAAGACCACAUUCCAGAAUGUGCACCAAGGAUAUCCAAGAGGGACUCUGCUGCGCUUUCUCAAGGCCAGAGAAUGGAACGUUCCGAAAGCAUAUAAAAUGCUAAUGGAUUGCUUGAAUUGGAGGCUUCAGAAUGAGAUUGACAGCGUUCUAGCUAAACCAAUAUUGCCCGCUGAUUUGUAUAGAUCUAUUCGUGAUACACUGCUUGUUGGAUUAACAGGAUAUUCCAAGCAGGGUCAACCUGUCUAUGCAUUUGGUGUUGGGCUCAGUACCUUUGACAGAGCAUCGGUGAACUACUAUUUGCAGUCUCACAUACAGAUGAAUGAGUAUCGAGAUCGUGUUGUCCUGCCAGGUGCAUCUGAGAUGUCCGGAAAACAGAUUAACACCUGCUUGAAAGUUAUGGAUAUGACUGGCCUGAAGCUUUCUGCUUUGAACCAAAUAAAGAUGUUGAGCACGAUAACAGCUGUUGAUGACCUCAAUUAUCCUGAGAAAACCGAGACGUAUUACAUUGUGAACGCUCCAUAUGUUUUUUCGGCAUGUUGGAAGGUUGUGAAGCCUCUUUUACAAGAGCGAACUAAAAAGAAGAUCAAAGUCUUGUAUGGCCCUGGAAGAGAUGAAUUACUGAAGGUUAUGGACUACGCGUCACUCCCGCACUUCUGCAAGAGGGAAGGGUCCGGUUCGGGUUCGUCGUCGGAUGAAGUCGACUGCUACUCGUAUGAUCAUCCAUUCCACCAGGAGCUGUACAACUAUGUGAAGCAGCAAGCUCUGAGGAACCAGGACAGCGUCGGCCCCGCGAAGCAAGGGUCGAUGCAUGUGAGGGUGCCGACGCCGGACCUGGAGGAGGCCAAGAUCAUGGAGACGAUCCAGUCGGAGCUCCACAACCUCAAGGGGGGCGACGGCAUUUCCCGCUCCUUCAGCAGGAUCACCAUCGAAGGUCCAUGAUAUCUUAUUUCCUGCUCGUAUCCAAGAUCGUCGUGGAUGUGAUCCAUGAUGAUCGGAGUGCCUCGAGAUGCGCGGAGCAGGUAAUCGCUUAUUUUAUCUUAUUUGACGCCAGAAGAUUAUUCUGGGGUUUAUAACGGUUCUUGCUUGCGUUGUAACCGCUGGCUGCAAAGCUCGAGUAGGAUCAUAUCAGUAGAGGAAGUAGCAGCAGUAGCAUCGGAUUCUAAUAACCGAGUGAGUCUGUAUCGUGGUGUCGAAGAUGGUAGUAAUUAGUUUGAUUAACCUGUCUAAUGGAUGUACCAUUUGCGAGUUACUGUUUCCAUGCUUCUCAUGGCAGGGAAAUUGCCAUGCUCCCAGACAUGAGUAACACCAGCACUAUGUAUCGGACCAAUCAGUAUAUAGUAUAUGUAUGUAUAUGUAA